CGGCAUUAGCAACAGCGGACAUAAUUAGUAGUCCGAGAUCGGCAGGAUCAGGACUCGAUCUCUACUAUUAUCUCGGAGCAUCCAAACCCCAGCUGACAAACUCCAUCUUCACCUCAUUUUCCAGCUUCGCUUAUUCAACAACAACAUGUCGGAAAACAAAGUAUUUCGCGUUCUCAUUCUCCCUGGCGACCAUGUCGGUCCUGAAAUCAUGGCCGAGGCCCUCAAAGUCCUCGACAUAAUCGAGACGAGUCGCCCUGACAUUCGCUUCGAACGAGACACAGACAUCGUCGGUGGAUGCAGUAUCGACAAACACGGCACUCCCGUUACAGAUGCAGUCCUAGAAAAGGCCCUAGCCAGUGACGCCGUACUCUUCGGCAGCAUCGGCGGCCCAGAAUGGGCUGGCGUCGAACCUACCCCCGAAUCAGGACUCUUAAAGCUGCGCCAACGUCUCGACGCCUUCGCCAACUUGCGUCCAUGCGAGAUCCUCGUUCCAUCUCUAGUCAGCGCAUCACCCAUCAAAGCUGAGCUUGUAGCCGGGACUAGAUUCAUCGUUGUUCGUGAGAAUUGCGGUGGUGCUUACUUUGGCAAGAAGGAAGAGAGCGAAGAUGAAGCUUCUGAUCUUUGGGUCUAUUCACGACCUGAGGUUGAGAGACUAGCUCGUGUGAGUGCGGCUGUUGCGAGAAUCUUGCACGCGAGCAGCGAAAAAGCAAAUGAUGGUAGUAAACCAGUUGUCUGGAGUGCAGACAAGGCGAACGUCCUUGCUAGCGGCCGUCUCUGGAGACGCGCAACUACAGAUGUUUUCAACAAGGAACUCACCGACAUUGAUCUCCGCCAUCAACUCGCUGACAGUCUCGCCAUGUUGAUGGUUCUUGACCCCAAGCGUUUCAACAACAGCGUUAUUCACACCGAUAACACAUUCGGCGAUGUCCUCUCCGACAUCUCCGGUGGCAUCACAGGCACUCUUGGAGUCCUUCCAAGCGCAAGCCUCGCCGGCGUUCCAGGUGAAGGAUCCUGCAAAGGAAUCUACGAGCCUGUGCAUGGAAGUGCGCCUGAUAUCUCGGGCAAGAACCUCGCCAAUCCGGUGGCACAGAUCUUGAGUUUGGCAAUGAUGUUGCGAUACUCGUUUUUGUUAGAGAAAGAGGCUGAUGCAAUUGAGCAAUCUGUUGCCAAGGUAUUGGAUACGAAGGAAGGUGGAGGUUUGGAGAUUAGGACUAAGGAUCUUGGUGGUAGUGCGAAGUGCAGUGAGGUUGGAGAUGCGGUUUGCGAGGUCCUGCAAGAUUUGUUGAAGAAAUAGGUCUGAGGGAUGAAAGAACAAUUAAGAGAUGCCAGAAGACUAAAAUAUCUACACUGUCUACUAAGAAAAGUGCGACUCGGAAAAUCAAUACUUAUGAUUCCUACUAUCCUGG
Messenger RNA from Fusarium redolens, 1406 nucleotides. Its product is annotated as Isopropylmalate dehydrogenase-like domain-containing protein. Gene Ontology annotation, molecular function: magnesium ion binding; 3-isopropylmalate dehydrogenase activity; NAD binding. The coding region runs from base 146 to 1294 and encodes 382 amino acids. Gene Ontology annotation, biological process: L-leucine biosynthetic process. NCBI's taxonomy places the organism in Eukaryota, Fungi, Ascomycota, Sordariomycetes, Hypocreales, Nectriaceae. The record is from RefSeq and is a predicted model, not a curated record. Gene Ontology annotation, cellular component: cytosol. The transcript has a single exon.